Messenger RNA from Oncorhynchus nerka (sockeye salmon), 3886 nucleotides. Its product is annotated as LIM and senescent cell antigen-like-containing domain protein 1. NCBI's taxonomy places the organism in Eukaryota, Metazoa, Chordata, Actinopteri, Salmoniformes, Salmonidae. The transcript is spliced from 10 exons. Gene Ontology annotation, cellular component: cell-cell junction; focal adhesion; cytoplasm. The record is from RefSeq and is a predicted model, not a curated record. Gene Ontology annotation, biological process: positive regulation of integrin-mediated signaling pathway; cell-cell junction organization; positive regulation of substrate adhesion-dependent cell spreading. Bases 237 to 1415 code for a protein of 392 amino acids.
AUGUGUGCGCAAGGGAGAGAAAAAGAGGGAGUUAGAUCAGGGAUCUGUGUGAAGUCAGGUCAGUCAGUCUCAGUCUCAGUGCUGCUCAGACUCUCUGGAUUAGUAAUCCUGCCCUUGGAUCGGAUUGUUCUGGGAGUGUUUGGGAAAGAGCCUGUAUUUGAAGAAUAGGCCUGGGGCAGGGUGUCUUGGACUGGGAGCGUGUACUAACUAGUAUUUGGACUACCGAGUCGUGUCCUAUGGAGGUUCAGGUCCAGAGUCGGUCACUGCCACCCACCAUCCCGGAGAAUGGGGCGGCCCCUGACUCUGAACCCCACACUGUUAACGGUCAUCGUCAUGCCAACAGUGGGGAGGCAGAGCUGCCAGUCUCCAAGUCUCAGAGGAGACGAAGCGAUGUCAAAGUCUACAAGGAAUUCUGUGACUUCUACGCACGUUUCAACAUGGCCAAUGCCCUGGCCAAUGCGAUGUGUGAGCGCUGUAAGAGUGGCUUUGCCCCGGCGGAGAAGAUCGUCAAUAGCAACGGGGAGCUGUACCAUGAGGGAUGCUUCGUCUGUGCUCAGUGCUUCCAACAGUUCCCCGAAGGUCUCUUCUAUGAGUUUGAGGGCAGGAAGUACUGCGAGCACGACUUCCAGAUGUUGUUUGCUCCCUGCUGCCACCAAUGUGGGGAGUUUAUCAUUGGUCGUGUGAUCAAGGCGAUGAACAACAGUUGGCACCCUGACUGUUUCUGCUGUGACCUCUGCCAGGCCGUGCUGGCUGACGUGGGCUUCGUCAAGAACGCCGGCAGACACCUGUGUCGCCCGUGUCAUAACCGUGAGAAGGCCCGUGGUCUGGGGAAGUACAUCUGUCAGAAGUGCCACGCCAUCAUCGAGGAGCAGCCGCUGCUGUUCAAGAACGACCCCUACCACCCCGACCACUUCAACUGCAACAACUGCGGUAAGGAGCUGACUGCUGAUGCCAGGGAGCUGAAGGGAGAGCUGUACUGCCUGCCCUGCCAUGACAAGAUGGGUGUUCCCAUCUGUGGUGCUUGCAGGAGACCCAUCGAGGGCCGCGUGGUCAAUGCCAUGGGCAAGCAGUGGCACGUCGAGCAUUUUGUGUGUGCUAAGUGUGAGAAACCCUUCCUGGGCCAUCGCCACUACGAACGCAAAGGACUGGCCUACUGUGAGACUCACUACAACCAGCUCUUUGGAGAUGUCUGCUACCACUGCAACCGUGUCAUUGAGGGUGAUGUGGUGUCAGCCCUGAACAAGGCAUGGUGUGUCAACUGCUUCGCCUGCUCCACCUGCAACACCAAGCUCACCCUAAAGAACAAGUUUGUGGAGUUUGACAUGAAGCCGGUGUGUAAGAAGUGUUACGAGAAGUUUCCUCUGGAACUUAAGAAGAGGCUGAAGAAGCUGGCGGAGACAGUGGGCCGGAAGUAGACACAGACAGACCGAGACAGACAGACCGAGACAGACAGACAGACCGAGACAGACAGACCCAGACAGACUGACCCAGACAGACUGACCCAGACAGACUGACCCAGACAGACUGACCCAGACAGACAGACAGACCGGCCCAGACAGACAGACAGACCGGCCCAGACAGACAGACCGACCCAGACAGACCGACCCAGACAGACAGACCGACCCAGACAGACCGACCCAGACAGACAGACCCAGACAGACAGACCCAGACAGACAGACCCAGACAGACAGACCCAGACAGACAGACCCAGACAGACAGACAGACCGACCCAGACAGACAGACCGACCCAGACAGACAGACCGACCCAGACAGACAGACCGACCCAGACAGACAGACAGACCGAGACCGACCCAGACAGACCGAGACAGACAGACUGAGACUGACCCAGACAGACCGAGACCGACCCAGACAGACCGACCCAGGCAGACCGACCGAGGCAGACCGACCGAGACAGACUGACCCAGACAGACUGACCCAGACAGACAGACCGGAAGCCUAUAGUCACUAGAUGGCCAUGCUAGAAUGGACAAAAGUGAUAUCAUCAGAAUGUUUGAGCAACCACAUGAGCUAUUUGUUCUUGGUGUAAGGUUAGGGACUAGGGUUAAGGUUAUGUUGUUGAUAAAUUACAUUUGCAGUUUCCUUCAAUCUUUUCAUGCUUGGCCAAAUAGUGACAACCCAUGAGCAGAGAGACCAACAGUACACAAAGAGUCCUCGCCAAAUCACUGCCUUUGUCUAAAGACAUAUUCAUAUUAUAUUCAUAUUUAUCCUUGAUGCUAAUAUCAUAUAUUUAAUAGUUAUUUUAGCUUAAAAUUUCACUGCAAAACCCAACUUGUUUAUUUAAGUAUGCAUCAGUGUCCUGGUAUUUCAUCAUAAGAAUAAAGAGUAUUAAUAAGGUUGUUACUGCCAGUGUGCUGGUCUGUUUCUGCCUUAGCCAACUACUUUAUCAUUGUCAUGCCAAACAAGUGGAAAGAGACACCUGGGCUAUGUUACUGAUGCUACUCUCAAUCACAUUACUGUGCAGCAGAACUGGGUUGAAUAUAGAGUACCAGUCAAAAGUUUGGACACACCUACUCAUUCCAUGGUUUUUCUUUAUUUUUACUAUUUUCUACAUUGUAGAAUAAUAGUAAAGACAUCAACUCUGAAAUAACACAUGGAAUCAUGUAGUAACCAAAAAAGUGUUAAACAAAUCAAAAUAUAUUUUAUAUUUGAGAUUCUUCAAAGCAGCCACCCUUUGCCCUGAUGGCAGCUUUGCACACUCUUGGCAUUCUCUCAACCAGCUUCAUGAAGAAUGCUUUUCCAAAAGUCUUAAAGGAGUUGCAUGGUAAAUUGGAAUGAUUGGAAUUGUGCCAAAAGUGCAAAUUCUUGGCACCCUGCAUACCGGUAAGCUAAAUCAAGAACAUGUCAAGUAUUUGAAAGUAUCUAAUGUAUGUACAGUGCUAUUUGAGGCAGAUCUGCUAGGCAGCUUCUUGAGCGAGAGAGUAGCCUCCAUCCCAGAGCAGUUGAGGUCAUAUAGAGAAGUCAGAUUCGUACCAGAGGUUUGUGUACAUUUUUCAGGAUGUAUUGAAAUAUUAUCCAAAGAUAGUACUGAAUAAGGUGACACGUGUAUGCAUAUCUCAUAUAGAGCUUUUUGUGUGUCCACAACAUUGUGUGUGGUGUUAUAUUGUUCUAUUCAUAUUAUUUCACAAUUGUUACAUUUCCUUUGUGUUUUUAUCACACAGACAGUAAAAAUGUAAGAUGUUAUGUCACUGAAGGGUGUUUUGUAAACUUGGAUAACAGAUGUUUGUAUGUUUUUGACAGUAUUUUCAGAAUAAACAACCCACUUUUAUCAACAGUAAUGGAAUCAAAUAAUAUCUGGAAAUACUUUUCUCCAUUCUUUACAUGUCAUGCAUUACAUUGUCUUUUAAAAGGGGGGAUAAACAUAACAGAUACAAACAAUUCCAUUGAUUUAGGAUCUGCUUGUAACUGCAAUGUUUAAUUUUUCCUUUUACUUUAGAUGAAAGCGCAUGUAUGAGUACUGUAAGAUGUGUGAAUGUGUGUUUUUCCUAGGUGUAAGCUCAGCUAUCCUCUUAUGGCAGUGUGACUUCUAUCUAGAUGCUCAUAGGAAGUAGAGAACUGCCGGUUAGAGAAAAGCAUUCUAUCCCUGUAGAAAACAUGAAUUUAGUUGAGUUUUAGUUUUCCGCUGUGUUAAACUUUACUUGGAAGAAAUGUGUUUUGCAUAGAGUGAUACAAUUCCACAUUACACUGCUAAAUGGGAAUUUUAAAACCCUAUGUUUUUCCUCUGUCGUACUACAAUAUAAUAUGCUAUGCUACAUUCAAAGCCUUGAUUAGUGUUCGCCUUAUGCUUCUUACUUUAAUUUUGGUUUGUUUCUAGAUGUCAUCAUAUUCAACUUAUUGACUUCUGAAUAAUAAAAAAUCCUGCUACAUG